AGUGUUCGCCCAUUAACGCCGUGAUCCGUCGGCAUCACUAACAGAUAUGGAGCUGAGACUUUCAUUGUGUGAAUUGUUAAUACUCGUCACCAUAGCAUGUUUCGCCAAGGGAGACGAUGUGCUGGUGACUGUCAAGCAAGGAGUGUUAAGGGGAACCACAGCCACGAGCGUCUACAACGUGUCUUACACGUCCUUUGUGGGCAUCCCGUAUGCUACUCCGCCAUUAGGGAAACUCCGGUUCCAGGCUCCGCAACCGGCAGAAAAUUGGGAAGGAAUACUCAACGCCACCGAGUACGGCAGUGACUGUGUCCAACAACGCGGCGGGGGCUCCGAGGACUGCCUCUACCUGAACGUGUACGUGCCGGGGGUGCCGCAGGAGGGCGCCGGGCUGCCCGUCAUGUUCUGGGUGUACGGUGGAGGGUACAGAAGCGGCAGUGGUUCUGGAGACCAGUUCAGCCCAGACUUUCUCGUCUCCUACGGCGUUAUAUUCGUCGCUUUUAACUACCGCCUGGGACCCCUUGGUUUUCUGAGCACGGGAGACGGCGUCGCGCCUGGCAACGCGGGACUCAAGGACCAGCAGCUGGCGCUGACCUGGGUGCAGAACAACAUCGCCAGCUUCGGCGGCGACCCGCAGCGAGUCACAUUAUUCGGACAAAGCGCCGGUUCGAUGUCUACCUCGGUGCAUUUCGUCUCACCGCUCUCCUCAGGUCUGUUUUCGCAAGUCCUCCUUCAGAGUGGGACCGUUAUCACCGAACAUCCUCUGACAAUCGCAGAAGCCCGGAACCAUUCCUUUGGACUGGGUGCCGCCCUCGGCUACGAAACGGAUGAUUCGCAACAGCUGAUCGACUUCCUACAAUCUGUGAGCGCUGAAGACCUCGUGCUGGUAGAUGACUCACUCAUCAUGCCACAGAAGCCAAUAAUAGGCCUCUUGUGGGGUCCAAACAUCGAGCCAGACGUGGAGGGUGCUAUCCUGUCUGAAUCCUAUAUUCAGAGACUUAUCGACGGCCGUUUCAACAAGGUGCCUGUCAUGGCGGGCACUGUUUCUGAAGAAUCCGGAGAUGAAAUUAUUCGGAAUACGGAAGCGAUCGCCAGUAUGAACGAAGACUUUGUGGCGGCGAUAGGCCCCUUACUCCAUCUGCCUACCGUGGAACAGCAAACAGAGGCCGCCCUAAAAUUGAGAGACUUCUACUUCGGCAACGGCACCAUUUCAGCAGAAAAUCCAGACCCUCUGGUUUACUUCUUCGACGACCUCAAAUGGUUCGACCCUAAUGACGGCUUCAUUAGAACCGUUGCCGAGCUCUCCAACCAAACUGUCUAUUUCUAUGUAUUCGACUACAGAGGAGACAUCAUUCGCACAAAUCCAUGGGGAGUUUCACAUGCGGGAGAGUUACCAUUGCUUUUCUACGGAAAAAAUCAAGAGUAUAACUUCGAUCCUGAAUCAAUAGAAGACAAAGUGCGCAGAAAUAUGCUGCGGCUCUGGACAAAUUUCGCAAAAUAUGGGAACCCAACGCCUGAGGCUGAUCCCGUGAUUUGGGAACCAUACGACCAGAGCAGCCGCAGCUACCUGCUGAUGCAGGCCAACUUUACACUCGCCCACGACAGGAUUGGUGAGCGCAUGUCAUUCUGGAGAGAGAACGUGCCACUGCUGCCAUUUCCCGACACCCAGUGAUACCCCAUAAGAGAUUUGCACAGACAAAGGAGGAAAGGAAAAACAUCGGACUACAGCUGAGUGCUGAGUGUCAGCAAAGAAAUCACCCAAGAAUUUGAGCCAGAUACCUCUUAUGCACAUCUGCUGAACCACUGUUAAACCCAUCACGUAAAAUUGAUCGCCAAUGCGGUUUCAGGCGUCAAUUCAUAUAAUUGAGACACAUUCACCACAUAAAUAUCAAGAAAUUUCUGUGGGCAUUGGCAGAGCAGCGGAUAAUUACAAACUGCAAUAAUGCGUGGCAUACAUUAAAGUAUAUUGCACAAAGGAUUUGUUUCAGUAAUCCUUUCUUUCAGUACAGAGGAUUUUGAAUACAAAUAUUAUGCGCUAACUCACUGUGUUACUUAUUAUUUACUCAUACACGAUAAUCCUGAGAAAGAGCGAUUUCUUGACAGAUGUGAAAGCCGAUGAAGUAAUUUAAAAUGCUACCAAUGUAGUAACUUUGGAAGUGACACGCAUUGUCUCUGCCCCUGCUGGCGAUGGACCACCCCUCAGCACUCCUCACUGGAAUUCUUAGCGUCUUGAAGCUGCUCAUCAGAGUCACUUUUCAAAACUAGCAUAUAGUCAAAUUAUACUGCAAAAUGUAGUACCAAAAACAUUUAAUUUCUUCUUGGCAUCAGUAGCUACUAAUGUCAAUUACCAUUGGCACUUGUAGAUCGUGAACGUCCGAUAUGGUGAAUAUAAAUAUAUAAAUGGUGGAGAAAAAGUGUGUUAAAUUUAUUUUAUAAUUCCAUUGUGGAGUACAAAGCAGAAUAAAACUCUCAUAUCAAUCA
Messenger RNA from Schistocerca gregaria, 2478 nucleotides. Its product is annotated as cholinesterase-like. The record is from RefSeq and is a predicted model, not a curated record. NCBI's taxonomy places the organism in Eukaryota, Metazoa, Arthropoda, Insecta, Orthoptera, Acrididae. The coding region runs from base 47 to 1669 and encodes 540 amino acids. The transcript has 11 exons.